AUGAAACUAUUUGCUUCGGCUUUGGGGCUUCCUCUCAGCCUGGCUGCUAUGAGCUUGUCUCGCGUCGAGGGCUUCAACUGCACGCUGCCAUUGACCAGAGUAGGGAAGAAGCAUUACUUUGUGGAGAGCAAGGAUAAGCUCACCUGGUACGAUGCCAACGAGCGCUGCAUUCGGUCGGGCCUCCAGCUGGCCACCGUUGACUCCGAGUACAAGUUCACUGAGCUGACCGACUUCUUGACGAGCAUGGGCUAUCGCGCCGACUGGAUCUGGAUUGGGGGCUUUGGCCGGCAGGGCAGCUGGCUGCAGUUUGGUCCUGCCCGGCCCCUGCCCUAUGCCAAAUGGUACAUCAGCCAGCCGGACAACCUGAACAGCGAGAACUGCAUGAACCUAUAUCGCAUCGGGGAGCCCUGGUUCAUGAACGAUUACUCCUGCCGUGUCAAGCUCUCGUACAUCUGUGAACUCGACUCGACAAGAGUGUAUAUCAACUGA
This is a messenger RNA of Drosophila persimilis, 489 nucleotides long. Its product is annotated as C-type lectin domain family 4 member D. The record is from RefSeq and is a predicted model, not a curated record. The coding region runs from base 1 to 489 and encodes 162 amino acids. Gene Ontology annotation, molecular function: carbohydrate binding. Gene Ontology annotation, cellular component: external side of plasma membrane. The transcript is spliced from 2 exons. Gene Ontology annotation, biological process: biological process involved in interspecies interaction between organisms. Lineage: Eukaryota; Metazoa; Arthropoda; Insecta; Diptera; Drosophilidae.